UUAUCCUUUUUUGUUCCGGAAUGGCGCACCCAUCCUCUAAACCAUCCCACUUCCAUUGUCAAUGCGUGCUACCAAGCUUUUGAUCACUUUGGUAUCAAAUUUGAUUUCUCGGGCUGUUCGGUAGCCACUUUGCUACAACUGCCGCUUCAUUACUUGUUAAAGUCUUACCCAACUAAUCACUGGUUGAACAGGCAUAAAAAAUUCUUAGCAAGCAAUUUCUUCAUCUAUGACUCUCGGCUUUGUCGUCUACUGCUGCAAGUUGAAACUGAAUAUACCUGUGAUGUUUUGAUAAUAGAG
This is a messenger RNA of Gilbertella persicaria, 297 nucleotides long. RefSeq lists its product as uncharacterized. The annotation marks the transcript as partial. The record is from RefSeq and is a predicted model, not a curated record. Lineage: Eukaryota; Fungi; Mucoromycota; Mucoromycetes; Mucorales; Choanephoraceae. The transcript is spliced from 2 exons.